GGUGAUGCCCCUCCACGUCAGGUGGCCGUUCCCCUCGGCGCCGCCGCUGUCCUGGACGCUGGCCAGCAGCGUCGUCAUGGGCCUGGUGGGCACCUACAGCUGCUUCUGGACCAAGUGCAUGAACCACCUCACCGUGCACAACAAGGAGGUGCUGUACGAGCUCAUCGAGAACCGGGGCCCCAGCACCCCACUCAUCACCAUCUCCAACCACCAGUCCUGCAUGGACGACCCUCAUCUCUGGGGGAUCCUGAAACUUCGCCACAUCUGGAACCUGAAGUUGAUGCGUUGGACCCCCGCGGCUGCUGACAUCUGCUUCACCAGGGAGCUGUACUCCCACUUCUUUAGCUUGGGCAAGUGCGUGCCCGUGUGCCGAGGAGACGGUGUGUAUCAGAAGGGGAUGGACUUUAUUUUGGAGAAGCUCAACCAUGGGGACUGGGUGCACAUCUUUCCUGAAGGGAAAGUGAACAUGAGCUCCGAGUUUCUGCGCUUCAAGUGGGGGAUUGGACGCCUGAUUGCCGAAUGUCAUCUCAACCCCAUCAUUCUUCCACUGUGGCAUGUCGGGAUGAAUGAUGUCCUUCCCAACAGGCCACCCUACUUCCCCCGCUUCGGCCAGAGGAUCACUGUGCUCAUUGGGAAGCCCUUCAGCACCCUGCCCGUGCUCGAGCGGCUCCGGGCCGAGAACAAGUCUGCCGUGGAGAUGCGCAAAGCCCUGACAGACUUCAUUCAGGAAGAGUUCCAGCGUCUGAAGGCCCAGGCUGAGCAGCUCCACAACCAUUUGCAGCCCCUGAGAUAGG
Chrysochloris asiatica (Cape golden mole) is the source of this 794-nucleotide messenger RNA. It is a transcript of the gene TAFAZZIN, whose product is annotated as tafazzin. Gene Ontology annotation, biological process: cardiolipin acyl-chain remodeling; inner mitochondrial membrane organization. The transcript is spliced from 10 exons. Bases 5 to 793 code for a protein of 262 amino acids. Gene Ontology annotation, cellular component: mitochondrial membrane. Lineage: Eukaryota; Metazoa; Chordata; Mammalia; Afrosoricida; Chrysochloridae. Gene Ontology annotation, molecular function: 1-acylglycerophosphocholine O-acyltransferase activity. The record is from RefSeq and is a predicted model, not a curated record.